AAUUCGAUAUGAGGCCCAUACUACUUCAGGGGCAUGUGAGUUGUUCUAUCCGGGCCUGGUCGGCGGGGAUUGACGGCAGACGGGAUGGUGGGGCUAAUACAUUGAGCAUUUAGGAGCGUAGUUUGACGCAGAUCAAGUAUGGCCAUUCUUUCUGGGGAUUGGAGUUUGGUUGCGGCGAGCAGGUGCUAAUGUUGGAUUUUUCGGGAGUAGGUAUAACAAAGAUGGUAGGCUUUACGUGCCCUUUGCGGGAGUAGAUGUUUGAACUAAUGCUAUUUGCUGCCAGGUGAUUUGCUUUUCUCAACGGCAAAAGACCACGUAGUCUGUGCCUGGUAUUCCGGUAUCUUAGUUUCCAUUCCCGAAGCUCUCUCCGCCAAAUACUAAAAUGUUCUAGUGAAUGGCGAACGAGUCGGCACGUACAACGGCCACGUUGGUGCUCUCUGGACUGUCGACAUUGACCCGACCACCACCAUCCUCGCAACCGGCGGCGCAGAUAAUACCAUCCGUCUCUGGGACGUACGGGCCGGAAAGCAACUGAAAAUGUGGGAAUUCCCGACGGCCGUUAAGCGGGUCGAGUUUAGCGAGGAUGGGACUCUGCUCUUAGCCGUGACGGAGCAGAGAAUGGGCCACUUGGGUACCGUUGUUGUGUUUCCGAUUACAGUCGAUGUGGAGGCGGAACAGGUGGAUGAUCCUAGUUUCACCAUUACCUUCCGCGAGAGUAAAGCGACUGUUGCAGCGUGGGGUUAUCUAAACAAGUACAUUAUCACUGGGCAUGAGGAUGGGAGGGUUUCGCAAUACGAUGGGAAGGUAUGAGGUUUCUACUUGCUGCGGCCGUGAGGAGGGAGGGCUCCCUUGGGGGGUUCAUUCUUUCUCUUUCUUCUGCUGAUUAUAGGAGUGCAGACUGGGGAACUCAUUAGAGAUGUUCAAGCUCAUGAGCUAGACAUGCAGAUUACCGAUAUUGAUAUGGCGCCGGAUAGGACUUACUUUAUCACCUGCUCCAAAGAUAAGACUGCUAAGGUAUACGUCGCUCCCCUCGCGCCAUUUCUAUACGCAUACUGACUGCCAUAGAUUCUGGAUGUCAACGAGCUUAAGGUCUUAAAAACUUAUGUUACCGACACCCCCCUGAAUACCGCAGCCCUUACUCCAAAGAAAGACUUUAUAAUCCUCGGCGGUGGUCAGGAAGCCCGUGAUGUCACUACUACCUCUCAGCGGCAGGGUAAAUUUGAAGCAAGGUUCUACCACAAGAUCUUUGAGGACGAGAUCGGUCGUGUCAAGGGCCAUUUUGGUCCUCUUAACACUGCACGCUGCCCCUCCACCAUUAUCUCCUAGUAUCGCAACCGGGUGCUAAUGUUUGGCCUCUAGAUCGCUGUCCACCCUCGAGGGGUUGGCUACGCCUCUGGUGGUGAGGACGGUUAUGUUCGCGUGCACCACUUUGACAGGCAGUACUUUGACUUUGCGUACGAGGUGGAGAAAAUGAAGGGCUAGGUUGGGUGGUGCUUGGUGGACAAAGUGGAGAUUUAUUUUUUUUAAGAAAAUCUAGAAGCGGUUGCGUUUCCCUUCAUCGGUUCCUUGCCCUUUCCCUCCCGUUCACUAUACAUAUAUAUAUAUAUAUUAUAUAUAUUGUGUGGUAAAAUUUCCAUCUUCUAUCUCCCCUGUUGUAAUGGUAAUGGGAGCGUAGCGGGCGGUCAAUAUCAUGGCGAAAAAUCGCACCCCAAAAAUAAAAAACACUUCUCAAAGGGAUUCUUUUAUUCUAUUUUUAUGGAUAUGACAGUACUAUAGGGGCAUUCUAUUGU
Tuber aestivum (summer truffle) is the source of this 1790-nucleotide messenger RNA. The record is from the annotation of a GenBank genome assembly. NCBI's taxonomy places the organism in Eukaryota, Fungi, Ascomycota, Pezizomycetes, Pezizales, Tuberaceae.